CUGUUGAUGGAGAGUACUAUCCAGGAUCUUUUACCAACGCAAAUUUCUGUCCAAUGAUCUCAGCACUUGGAGUGACCGCUGUCCUAGGAUCAGAGUGUGGACUUAAAAAUUACCAAUCCUGUUCUCAUUAUAAACUAGUGACCACUGACACGUUUCAAGGUUUUAUUUCUGCUGGGGAAAAUUUCGAUACCAAAUGCAGUAAUUUCCAAGUUGCGUUAGAAUGCGCUCGAAAAAGUGAUUUUCUUAAAGGGUGUAAAGACGAAGAGUUGGUGGACUUCAACAUGAUAGAUAAUCUUUAUAGAACUAUUUGCAAAGACUUUAAGAAAGACUAUACAGAAAGUUCUAAAUGUUUUCAAUCUUCUGAAUUUAAAGACGAAGUUGAAAGUUGUUUAAAGCAUUUCUACACGGCACCGAACAUGGUAAAUGCAGAGCGUUGCUAUCUUCUUAAUGAGGUUGUGACUUGCUUUGACGGGCUGAAUGCUGAAGAAACAGAGUGUGCCGACUCUGUCAGGUUCCUAGCCUCUACUGUGAUGCGACCCUAUCUUCAUCCCAUUGGAAGACUAUACAGUUGUCCAGGCUAUGAGGAAACAACAACAACAUCAACAGUCCAGACAACUACAACAACAACAACAACAACAGCAGAAAUAUCCACAGUAAUCGACACAGUGGAGAGCGAGUCAGAACCCCUCAAGACGGAGAGAUCUCGUGAAGGGAAUGGAGCAGGGUCGAUAACUCACUAUUAUCUUUAUGAAUUCGUAGUUUUUUCUUAUUGUAUAUUGUGUCUAUUGUGAUAGUGUAGUAAGACCCGCGGCCGUAUGAAGUCUAUGUAUACGUAUUUACGUAUCUUUCUAGCCACGCAGCAUCAAAACAUGACCAUGCUUCCACAUCUAAAACUACUUGUGCUAUGAAUGCACAUUUGCGCCAGUAUCCCUAACAUCUUUCGUCAAUUGUCUGAUAUUCUUAAUAGUUGUAACAUAACACUAGGGACAAAAAGAGACUGUUAUAUAGAGGCAUGUAAUGGUGAAUUAGAAGCAUGCAUCCUCUACAGUUAACAGGAGACCCAGGCUGACCAGAACUCAGUCCUGACGGAUUGUUCUUUUCUCUAAUUUUCUCUAAUUUGAAAAUUAAAAAUGUCUCAACUGGAUUACUUGGUCUAUUUCAUCAGUCCACAAAAAAAAAAAAAAUAUGACAGUGUUUUUUUUUUU
This is a messenger RNA of Biomphalaria glabrata, 1205 nucleotides long. RefSeq lists its product as uncharacterized. The transcript has 6 exons. The record is from RefSeq and is a predicted model, not a curated record. Bases 54 to 791 code for a protein of 245 amino acids. NCBI's taxonomy places the organism in Eukaryota, Metazoa, Mollusca, Gastropoda, Planorbidae.